AUGACUGAAUCUACCAAAUUCCACCCGGCUCUUGCUGUUUCUAAUAUCAAGAACCAUAUCUCCAUCACUCUUGAGAUCGAAAACGUCCAAUAUGCGACAUGGGCAGAACUGUUCAAGAUUCAUGCCCGAUCUCACAAGGUCCUCCACCACAUCAUCCCGCCGGCGACAGGCAAAUCGAAGGACCCUAAAACAGAUGAUGAAAAGGAAUUGUGGUCAACCCUUGAUGCUGCGGUCCUCCAAUGGAUCUAUUCAACAAUUUCGCACAAUCUGCUGCAUACUAUCAUUGAAACAGACGCCACCGCGAUGGAGGCGUGGAAUAGGUUGCGUGAUAUAUUCGAAGACAACAAAAAUUCUAGGGCUGUAACACUUGAGCAGGAACUCUCCUCUACCAACAUGGAAGAUUUCCCAAACGUUUCUGCCUACUGUCAACGACUCAAGGAGUUGUCAGAUCAACUCAAAAAUGUUGGUGCACCGGUCUCAAACAACCGUCUUGUCCUUCAAAUUGUGGCUGGCCUCUCUGAAGCGUACAAUGGAGUAGCCACACUCAUCCGCCAAAGUGAUCCUCUUCCACAAUUCUAUCAAGCUCGCUCAAUGCUCACUCUAGAAGAAGUCGGUCUCAUGAAGAAGGUUGCAACCAGCGGGGGUGCAGCCAUGAUGAAUCGUCAAAAUAGUGGCAAGAACAAUGGUGGCCGCGGAAGUGGCAAGAACAGCCGCGGUGGUGGUCGUGGUGGCAACCGCAACGGUGGCGGGCAGCAGCAAUACGGUCAACAGCGACCGGGGCAGCAACAGUGGUCUGCUGGGCAGUGGUAG
Messenger RNA from Medicago truncatula (barrel medic), 810 nucleotides. RefSeq lists its product as uncharacterized. The transcript has 2 exons. NCBI's taxonomy places the organism in Eukaryota, Viridiplantae, Streptophyta, Magnoliopsida, Fabales, Fabaceae. Bases 1 to 810 code for a protein of 269 amino acids. The record is from RefSeq and is a predicted model, not a curated record.